Molecule: messenger RNA, 2633 nt
Organism: Colossoma macropomum (tambaqui)
Lineage: Eukaryota; Metazoa; Chordata; Actinopteri; Characiformes; Serrasalmidae
Gene: homer1b
Product: homer scaffold protein 1b
Exons: 9
Coding region: 466-1548 (360 amino acids)
Biological process (GO): G protein-coupled glutamate receptor signaling pathway; regulation of store-operated calcium entry
Cellular component (GO): plasma membrane; cytoplasm; postsynaptic density
Molecular function (GO): G protein-coupled glutamate receptor binding
Source: RefSeq, a predicted model, not a curated record
GCGAUUGGCAGCAGGAUUCAUCCUCAUCUUCAUCCUCGUCCUCACGCCCACCGAGAGGGGUCUUCAUUCAUCUUUUCAUUAAGUGCCAUCUCCGGCUACCGUACUGCAGCUCGUUGGUGUGGGAGAACCGCAGUCAGUAGGUAGAUAAAUAUUCGCCGUGGGUGUUGUGUAUUUCAUGAGCGCACAGGCUGCGUGUAGAUUGACCCGAGGCUGCUCGCACCGUGGGCUUCACCGAGAGCGUCAGGAACUCCACCGCGCUGCGGGGGGAGAUGCAGCGGGAGCGGGCGGAGCAGCGGCCAGCCUCGGACUGAUGAUGGCCAGCUCACUCACACGGCUCAGUUAAAACCCAGAGAAACGCGGAGGCCACUCACUGUCUCAGCGGCAACGUGAGAACAAAUUGGCUUAGCCUCAGUCUGCAUUCACUCUCAGGAUAUUUCGCCUUUCAGAAGAAAAAGACAAGCCAACAUGGGGGAGCAGCCCAUCUACAGCACGCGGGCGCACGUCUUCCAGAUCGACCCCAACACCAAGAAGAACUGGGUGCCCACCAGCAAGCAUGCGGUCACCGUCUCCUACUUCUAUGACAGCACCAGAAAUGUCUACAGGAUCAUCAGCCUGGAUGGGUCAAAGGCUAUAAUAAACAGCACCAUCACCCCGAACAUGAGCUUCACGAAAACGUCGCAGAAGUUUGGCCAGUGGGCAGACAGCCGCGCCAACACAGUGUACGGCCUGGGCUUCUCCUCCGAGCAUCAUCUGGCCAAGUUUGCAGAUAAGUUUGCGGAGUAUAAGGAAGCGGCUCGUUUAGCCAAAGAGAAGUCUUUAGAGAAGAUGGAGAUGGCGAGCUCUCCCUCUCAGGAAUCACCUGCUGAUAUUCACUCACCUCUGACCCCUCCCGUCACCUCUGACCUCUGCCGGGUGAACGGCACGGGCGAUGACGUCACCUUGUCUGACGCGUCGCCGAAUUCAGAGCUGCAGUCGGAUCUGUCCCCGACCACCCCGUCCCUCGCACACAGCCCGACCACCAACAAGCACUGGGAAGCAGAGCUAGCAGCGCUGAAGAGCAACAAUGCUAAGCUGACGGCAGCACUGCUGGAGUCCACAGCCAACGUAAAGCAAUGGAAACAGCAGCUGGCUGCUUAUCAGGAGGAGGCUGAGAGGCUUCAUAAAAGGGUGUCAGAACUGGAGAGCCAAAGCAGUCAAGCCAAUGUGAUCAAGUCUCAGAAAACAGAGCUCAACCAAACUAUCGAGCAGCUGGAGGCUACACUGAAGGCUAAAGAAGAGGAAAUGGAGCGUCUGAGGGAGGAAGUGGAAAACGCUAAGCAGCUGCAGUCACAGAAAGAAUUGCUGGAACAGAAACUGGAGGCUACAGACUCACGGAACAAGGAGCUGGAGGAGCAAUUAGCAGACGUGGAGCAGCGCCUGGAGGCCAGCCAGGUGGAGCAGGAGAACUUCCGUAAGAGUCUCAAAACACUGCUGGAGAUUCUGGACGGCAAGAUCUUUGAGCUGACGGAGCUGAGGGACAACCUGGCCAAACUCAUAGAGGACAGCUAGAACACUUCACUUUCACCUCUGCCUCAAAACACGGACUUCGAGGUGCACAGCGACAAGAACAACAUGCACAGCUUCUGAGCCCAGACCAUUCCAGUCUGGCGUACAUUCAUUCAAAGCCUUCCUGACUGGAGGACUGGUUAUUAUAUAUUUACUUAAACGGUGUGAUAAGCAUUCGGUUGCACUUGAAUUUGUACUUUUUAGGUGGGUAAUAUUUCUUCAGUGCCACUGCUACCUACUUAGGUGAUAUCGCCCAUGUACUACUCUUAUUCUUUUUUCUUACUGUUUGUUUUCCUUAUUUGUAGACUUAAACACAGGUAGUAAUCCUAGUGAAAGUAGGCGGCCUACAAAGACGAACAUGGCUGCAUGUAGGCUCUUCCUUUCAAAGGUGCUGGUUACAUGUGCCUGGUCAAUUGGCAUUAAAGGACAUCUACUAUGCUGCUGAGGACACUCAAAUCAAUCACAAUCACUGGAUCGUCCGUCACGCAUCGCGACAGGAUGUUCCGAGCCAUAUAUUGUAGCCAGACCCUGUUGGCUUGCCUCGUCACCUUCAAGGAAACUGCCUCAACAUUCAGUCAAAGCUUCAGGAUAUUCUACCACUGACUUCCUGACAACAACAAAAAACCAACAAAAAAACACUUUAGGAGGUCACCAAACACAUAGAUGCAGGUGUGGCAUAUUGGCCUGUAAUGUACAAUGAGCAAUAUUAGAGCGAGUCUUUAUGCCACCUCAGUGUAUUUAUCAGGUAUUCCAACUCUGGACUGAUCUAUGGACUAAUGUGGUUUAGUGGAUGUACCCCUUCUAGUUCUCUUCAGACCAAUUCUAAUGCUUUUGGACUGUAUCGGCCUUAGUCUAUACAUUUUUCAGCACUUAAUAUUUCAUUUGAUGAGGAUUCUCUUGUCUCUUUUUGUUGAAUUACCAAAUGCAGUGUGCUCAACUUAACAGUUUGACAUUAUGUAAUGUGUUAUUAUGAGCUGUAUAUGCUGAUGGAUAAAGGUACAUAGAGCACUGUCAAUAGGAUUGUAUUUAUAGAUGGGAAAAUUCAAUUUUAUUUCCCAACAUUAAUAAAAAAUCUUUAAAAAUAUUGA